Molecule: messenger RNA, 162 nt
Organism: Lottia gigantea (owl limpet)
Lineage: Eukaryota; Metazoa; Mollusca; Gastropoda; Lottiidae
Exons: 1
Biological process (GO): positive regulation of DNA-templated transcription
Cellular component (GO): chromatin; nucleoplasm
Molecular function (GO): ubiquitin-protein transferase activity
Source: RefSeq, a predicted model, not a curated record
AUGUCAGAAUGUUCUAUUAGUUUUGAAUUCUUUAAUAUACCUAAGAUACUACCAUGUGGACACACCUUUUGUUUGAGGUGUAAAGAGAGAUAUAUUGGAAAUAAAAAAAAGAAAUUCCGCUGUCCUAUCUGUAAGCAGAACGUUAAGAUUCCAGAAGGUGGU